This is a messenger RNA of Cydia pomonella (codling moth), 899 nucleotides long. RefSeq names its product deoxynucleoside kinase-like. Lineage: Eukaryota; Metazoa; Arthropoda; Insecta; Lepidoptera; Tortricidae. Gene Ontology annotation, molecular function: deoxynucleoside kinase activity. Gene Ontology annotation, cellular component: cytoplasm; mitochondrion. The record is from RefSeq and is a predicted model, not a curated record. The coding region runs from base 52 to 846 and encodes 264 amino acids. The transcript is spliced from 5 exons.
UGCCGCCGUUUCUCUCUGAAUAUUGUGAUGUUUUCUAUUUUGGCAUGGUAGAUGCAAUUUAUUUUUAUAUUUAAAUGCCACAGGUCACUCGGUUUAAUAUAUAUAUAUUAUCUAAGUUCAAAAAAGGCUUAUUUCGCAACUAUAUCAAGUAUAAUGUCUCAAAUGAAAUCAGUAGGCUCCGCUGCCCGUUUGGCGGGCUCUCGGCCCUUUAGAGUGUCCAUCGAAGGCAACAUUGGCUCCGGGAAGUCGACUUGUAUCAAGUUCUUUCAGAAAUACCGCAACGUUGAGGCACAUCCGGAACCCUUAGAUGAGUGGAGGAAUGUUGGUGGCCACAAUCUGCUGGGACUGUUGUAUGGGAAUGUGCACAAGUGGACCUUCCCGUUCCAGCACUAUGUGCAUCUGAGCCGCCUCAAGAUACAGAUCAGUCCACCCUCGCACCCGGGAAUCACUGUCAAGAUGUUUGAGAGGUCAGUACAGAACAGCCGGCACUGCUUCGUAGAGAAUGCCAAGAAGCAGAACUACCUGGAGGAUGCAGAGUACCAAGUUCUGAUGACCUGGUUUGAUUACUCCGAGAAGAAUCUCGACAUCAGCCUGGAUCUUAUAGUGUAUCUGCGGAGCACCCCUCAAGUGGUGCACGAGCGCGUGCGGCGCCGCGCGCGCGCCGAGGAGGCCGCCGUGCCGCUCGAGUACCUGCAGGAAGUGCACGACUCGUACGAGAGCUGGCUGAGCUCGGGCUCCGUGGGCUGCGAGGUGCUCGCCGUCGACGCGGACCGCGGCCUGGACCUCGUGGUGGAGGACCUGGAGAGGUAUUCCUACAAGAUCCUCGGCGGGAACCACACCAACUGACGCCAGGGGCCUUGGCUUCCAAGUGCUGUCCACAUCAGCUGACACCAAAAACC